AACAGACUGCAAGACUGCAAGCAGCGAACAAGAUUAUUUCUCUGAUUUUUAGAAAGCCAAGGCAACAGUGAGUGGACAGACUAGUUUCAAUUGCGGAAAAACAGAAAACCUACAGUCAGAAAACUAUUUUUACUGCUGCUGGGCUAAUCUGCAACAUGCAAGCUGUGCAGUGUUCAAUGUGUGCCAGCCGUGCUUCUGGAGCACUUCUGCGCAAUCAGACAGACAUUUCACUGCUGCGGACCAACAAGAGUUUGUUCAGGAGAGGAGCAGCCUGUAUCCGUUUGAGCAGUUCUGAGAGUGCCCCACUGAGCAGCAGGAAGCCUGGAGUCCAGAAGUUGAGGGAAUGGAAAGAUACUUCACACAUGAGCAUAGCAUCUUUAAAUGUUGGUCGCAGGCUUUCUGCUUUCCCUUUUUCACAGCAAGUGGAAAACCUCUCUCAUGACUCCCUGAUCAGAAGAGCAGCCUCAAUGGUUACAGACAGUUCAAGUACCUACCUCUCCCAGACCACCCUGGCUCUCAUAGAUGCGCUUAGAGACUACUCAAAGGCUGUGCACACACGCAUUGCUGUCCAAAGACGGUAUUUAGCCUCAAUGGGAAAACUGACCCCAGCAGAGGAGGAUUCACUCCUGGAGGUGAUCAAUGGCCUGCGUGCACAGGUUAGUGACAGACUGGAUGAAUGCAAACGUUUUGAGUCAACCUGGAUCAAAGCUGUCAACUUGUGUAAAAUGGCAACUGAGGCAGCACACACCUCAGGAGCCGAGCAGGCGUCCAUUACAGUUAGGACAAACAUUCAAGUGGCCCAGUCGCAGGUGGAGGAGGCACGGAAACUGUCAGCGGAUGCAGAUAAGAAGUUGGCUGAGACUAAAGUAGAAGAGAUCCAACUGAGGGCAGAAUUUGCCUUUCGAGAAGAUAGUGAGGAGCAUGAGGUGCACGAGGCGUAUCUUCGAGAGGACUAAGACAAAUAGAGAUACUGACAGUGAAAAAAAGUGCAUGCUUUCACCUUUGAAAGCUUUGGGCUUUUAAACUUUUAUUACCAGAUUAUGUCUCUAUUCUGCUUUGAGCCUUUAAGGUGUUUACACGUUUGCAAUCAAAAUUUGAAAAGGAAAUUAAAUAAACUUCUAUUUUUCUAAUUCUUUACUUCUGCAUAAAUCAUUAUUUAAGACUAUUUAUUUGAUUAGUGAAUGUCAGCCUCUUUUGGAGCUUCUGGAAAAUGAUUAUUGAAUCUCCAGUAUAUAUUGUAUGGCAGUGGGACAACGUAGUUUAUCUGAUGUUUUAUUGUAACAAAGUCAUUUUUUUCUAAAACUGUUGUUUAUUUGUUUUCACAAAGCAAAAUAAUAAAAUCAAUCUGAUUGAAUGUAUGUGUUGAUGGUUGACUUUAGUAACGAGGGAUGGAGAGAGAUGACAUCCUUGCCUGGUCCUCUAAUUUACUGUAUGUGUGAUUGUUUUUAAAAGAGAGUCUACUAUUACUUGCGUACGUUGUCACUGAUAUCAAAGGAUAAAAUUAUAUAAGGUAAUUUAAUUGUCAUUUUACAACGCAAGGUUUAAUGAAAUUCAGAAUAUGAAAAGCUAAUGAACACUUGUUCUAAAAUAAGCAAUACAAGACUUCAGUAUAGGCAAAGGUAAUACAUAUGAGGCAUAGGAGUAUUUGUUGUCAGUACACAACAUAAAUAGUUUUGGGGUUUAAAGGUCCAGUGUGUACGAUUUAGUGGCAUC
Molecule: messenger RNA, 1713 nt
Organism: Morone saxatilis (striped sea-bass)
Lineage: Eukaryota; Metazoa; Chordata; Actinopteri; Moronidae
Product: diablo homolog, mitochondrial-like
Exons: 6
Coding region: 156-956 (266 amino acids)
Biological process (GO): intrinsic apoptotic signaling pathway in response to oxidative stress; neuron apoptotic process
Cellular component (GO): mitochondrion
Source: RefSeq, a predicted model, not a curated record